Paramecium pentaurelia is the source of this 2414-nucleotide messenger RNA. Lineage: Eukaryota; Ciliophora; Oligohymenophorea; Peniculida; Parameciidae. The record is from the annotation of a GenBank genome assembly.
AUGACAGAUGACAUAUUUAUGGGAUUGACUUCUGUCCAACAAUUUGAUGCAAAAUUAAAAGUAUUUAAUCAGAAAAGACAUUCUAUGAGUCAGAUUAGUACUGCUCAUAAUUCUACAUUAAAGAGUAUGAAAUCUACAAUUGGAGAUGGAAUACCAAUGGUUUCAUUUUUGGAUACUUUUGUUGAGAGAGUACAUUAUUUAGUAUAGCAUUGUAAUGAGUUACAAGAUAGAAAUGAAUGUGUUCGUAUUGCUUUGGAAUUAGGGAUUUCUUUUUAUAAGGUUUAAAGUCUAAGUUCUUAGUAAGAGAGGGAAGAUUUCAUUAUAAAAUAACUAUAAAAUUAAGUGAUGGAAUAAUUAAGAUAAUGGAAAAUCAAAAUGGAAUAAAGAGAACUAUAACGAAAUAAAACUAAAGUGAUUCAUGAAAAUGAGAAUAAUCUAAAUAUAUUUAAUUGGGUUGAAAUACAUACUAAAUUCCGAAGUUUAAAGAAGAAACUCAAAUUUGCAUUGAUUGAAAUAUUAAAUUCAAAGGAAAAUAGUAAAAAGAUUUAUUCUUAAGACAAUAUUAGUAAUAUAACAUAUAAAAAGCCAGAUAUGUAAUCAAUAAUUGAUGAAUUAAAUAAUUUAUUACAUAAAAUAAAGAAAUAAUAAAAAAUAACAACUAAUAUUUAAUGGUCUAAUGAAAAAGAGACUGAUUUUAAAGUAAAAAGGAAUUCAGCAAAACAUAGAUUAGGUAUGUUAGUAAAUAGUAAUUCAUUUAAUACUAUUGGAAUGGGUGAAUAUAUUAUAACUCAUGAUAAAGAUAAAUAGGAUCAAUAAAGAAGAGAAGAAUUAUUAUUUAAAUAUGAUACUUAAUAAGGUAUGACAGAAGAAGAAUUAUUAUAUUUAGUAAAUACUAGUAAUCUUUUGAAUAAGUGUUCAAAUAAAAAGUAUAUAAUAAUAUAUUUUUAGAUUAUUAUAAACAGUAAUUAAUUAAUUAGAUUCUGAAAUAAUAAGUGAUAUAGAAUUAACUAUAGCUGAGAAUAUCUUAAAUUAAUAUUAUAAAAUAUCUAAAGAAAUGAAUUAAAGUAGACAUCUUUAUUUGAAAGUCAAUUAAAAAGCAAAAGAAAAGGAAAGAACUGAAAUUAAUAUCUAAUAAACAAAUAAAGGAGAUAUUAAAAAAUUAAAAGUAUAUCUAAUAUCAAAUAUAUUAUAAUAGUUUAAAUUUCUUAAAAUGCUCAGAGAAAUGAAAGAAGAUAGAAAGGAUACAUUUAAAGAAAACAGUGAAAAAUAUAAGAUAUUUUAAUAAGAAUAUAGAAGAGGUAAUCCUAUAGCAAAUCCUUUGGUAUGGAAAUUCAAAGAUAUUAUGAUGUCUAUUUUAGAAAGAAAAGUAUUAUUUUAUGUUUAUUUAGAAAAGAGAAAAGAGAGAAAAGAAAUUAGCUACAACUAAUGAUUCUAAUAAACCCAUUUUCCCAUCUAAAACAGAAAGUUUAACACUUAAAGUAGUCAUGAGAAAAACACAUCCAAGUUCUAAAGUAAUAAUUAAAUCUUAACCUGAUUUACAUACUAAUCAAUCUAAUGUAACUAAAAUAUAAGAUUAUUUACUCAAAUUAAAAAAAAAAGAUUAUGAAAUGAAUAAAUAGAAUUUCUCUUAAUUUUAUUCAGGUGGACCUAUUAGAUAAAGACCUUAUGCACAUCAAUCAUUAACUAUUGAAGAAAGUGAUACAACAUUACCUUAUGGAAAUAAAUGGAUCACUCCUGAAAUUGAAUUGGCUGCAGCUAAUAAAAUAAAAAAAGCAUUUAAAGCAUAUAUUUCAAAAAAAAGAUUUGAAAGAGCUAUUUCACAAAAGAAAUUUCUAACUCCUUAACCAGCUAAAUUUUAUAGAUUAGUUUAGAAAUUGAAUGAAAAAAGAAAAUAAAUUGAUGUUGAAGAAUGUUAUAAAAGUUUAAAGAUUGCUUUAUAAUAAUAAUAAUAUAGAAAGAAAACAAUAAAAAAAUCAUAAAUUGAUUAUUCUAAAAUUACUAUACCAAAAACUAUGAUAUAAUUGAAAUUAAAAUAAAGAAAAUUAUUUUUAGCUUUAAAAGUAAAUAAUACAUUAUGGAUGGAUCAUUCAGGAUUUAUAUUUGAUUCAAAUGAUGUUAAUUGUUAUGAUGUUGAUAUGUAUUGUCCAUUAUAUUAUGCUGCCAAAUAAUAAAGUGUACUCUUUUGUAAUUUUUUACUUAUUAAUGGUGCUGAUGUUAAUAUGCCUUGUAAAGAUGGAGAAACUCCAACUUUUGCUGCUUUUGCAUCAGGAAAUAUUGUUAUCAUUAAUCUAUUUGUUUCUAAUGGAGCAGAUAUAGAUAAAUUAAAUAAUGAAGGAAAAACACCUUUAUGUUAUUGCUCUAUUGAAUUGCUUAAAGAACUUAAUUUAUAAUAUCGUCCAUGUUUUAUUAAAUGA